Microplitis mediator is the source of this 1710-nucleotide messenger RNA. RefSeq lists its product as uncharacterized. Bases 381 to 1091 code for a protein of 236 amino acids. The transcript has 3 exons. Lineage: Eukaryota; Metazoa; Arthropoda; Insecta; Hymenoptera; Braconidae. The record is from RefSeq and is a predicted model, not a curated record.
UUAUGAUACUGAUGACGACAUCAACGACAAUCAGUUGUCUCGCAAUUUAUCUUUGUCAUCUUUUAGCAAUACCUGUGUUGUAAGAUUGUUGACAUUGUGUUUAAUGAUAAAUAUAAAAUGAAAAACCCAUAAAUUAACAAUAAUAAUAAUAAUUUUUAAAAAGUGUAUGAAAAAAAAAAAAGUUUUAAAAUAAACGCGGGAUCAACUUGUAAAUAAUUACAGUACUGCUAGAAGACGGAGCUUUAUUUAGAUUUAUAACGUUUGGUCGUUAUCAUGAUAAAUCCCUGGUCGCUGGUGUAGAUAACAAAAACAAAGAGAAAAGAACAAGUUGGUUAAGUGUAAAAAUUACGCAUAGAUAUAUUUUUUUAACAUAAUUAAAUAUGCCUGAUAGUGCAGCUGUUUAUCGACCUACAACAGUGGGUUAUAGUUAUGAAGCCAACGGCGAUGGUAAUGAGAGCGGUGUCGGGGUCGGAGGUGGUGUAGGGUUAAGAAAUGGAUUUUCACGAAUAAUGUUCAGGCACAAGGUCAGUACUAGGAAAUGGCUUGAAUGGGUGCUACUGUCAGUUGCACUGUGUGCUACUGUUGCUGGGCUUACGACUAUGCUAGUUAAUGUCAUAGCUUCUGAAAGUUCUUUACCUUCGGAAAUUGUCCAGGAUAAUUCAAAAAACGGAUCAAAAUCAGACACAACAACUAAAGUUGAGGAUGUUGUUAAUCAGGAUCACAAAGGAUCGUUAGCCGCUGGAGCAAGUAUUACUCUAAUAGGAUUGGUGAUGGGCGCCCUGUGGACUUGGUUACGUUUCUUCCGACACGGUGGCAAAUCCCAGAGAGGCGGAAUAAGUCGUGCCAGCGGACAGAUGUUGGGCGGUUUGAAUCCAUCAACUGACUUGCUGGUGGGUUCCACUUCGCAGUACGGGCCAGUACUCACUGAGGUGCCGAGCCAGAUGACCAACAAGCAGAUCAUCAACGAGACUCGAGCUGUCCCAUUGUCAGACCAGGAGGAGGAGACGCACACGCUCAUGCCGGAUUCAGCUGCUGUUCCAUCUGCAGUCACCAGUGACUCCAGUCAUCCUACCAAUCAAUUAGCAGGCUGAGUACAUGAUUACUUAGAGUAAAUCGUACACAAAAAAUAGCUUUAUCUUCUCUCGCGCUCCAUUUUAUUUUUUAGAAUGAGAAACAGUUACUCUGUAAGAUUUUAUUUUUAAUCAUUUGAAUUCAUUACACAUUAUAUUUUUUUUUGGUUGUAUUUGUUAUGUAACUGAUAACAAUAGACAAACUGUGAUUCUGCGGAAGCAAAAACUAACUUGUUAAUUAAGUUAAUGCACAAUUAUUGAAGAAAAAAAAAACGAUGAACAAAAAUUGUAAAGAAUAAAAUUCACUCUAUUAACAAUUGUUACUUUAGAUGUUAUGUUAUAAAUAUUUUUAAGUACUAGAAUGUAUGUACUUAUAAUUUUAAUUUUAUGUAAGACUUUAACCCGUAUACAUUUUACUUUUAUUAUUAUUAUUUUUCCAUUAUACUUUUAUUUUAUUCCGUCCACUGAUACGUACAACUUACCCAUGCUUGUAAAGUAUGGGUGGAGUUUAUUUACAUUUUACAAUCAAGUUUUGAUUUUUAUCAUACAUUUUAAUCAUUUGACUCCUUUUUUAAACUUUUUUUGUUAUCAUAUUACAAGUGUAUGAACGGAAAUAAAGACUGAGUGAAUGAAAAAUCAA